UUUGUAAGAUAGCAGGAAAGAGUUGUGUGCUCCUGCUGACACCAGUCCCUGAAUGCUCCGUGAGGAAAGGAGAACUACUGUAUCCUGGAAGAGGUCUAAUGGAGGGGUGGUUUGAUGCCUGCACUGGUUACUUUAAUACCCAGGAUCGCUCCAACAGCUGGGACUUCACUGCUCCUUACCUUGUAUCCAACGCAUCCUUCUUUGUUGCUGAAGGAAACCCUACAGGAUUCAACCCAGACCUGGAUGACUACUCCUCAUUCACUCUUGUUUACCAAAUCACAGCAAUCACCAACAACCACUGUUUAAACAGACUGCACAAAAAGUUUAACAGGCUCAUUGUUACAGAGGGUGAAGAGGAGGCAAUUCUAAUGGUGCUAAAUGGAACAGCAGAUGCAUGGUUUACUAAGGAAGACAACAUCCCACGGUUACAGCGGUUGCCCCAGCGUUUCCACUGCGAGAAUGUGGGCACUAGUAUCAUGACCAGGAAAGGUGGUGAGCUCCCUUCUUGGUGGAAUGUGGCUUUUGCUGAGUUUUAUUCCACUGGUGGAUACAGUAACUUCUGCAAAGAACAGGGUCAGAUGUACAACGUGAACUUCCCAUGUUUGGAGGGACCAGAGAAAUCUGCAGAACUCAAAGAAGGAACGAUAGAGGGUUUCUGA
Molecule: messenger RNA, 659 nt
Organism: Candidula unifasciata
Lineage: Eukaryota; Metazoa; Mollusca; Gastropoda; Stylommatophora; Geomitridae
Source: the annotation of a GenBank genome assembly